CAGCCUGUUGCGUUCGCAGGAGCAACCAGAGCUCCAUCUCCAAGUCCAGCAGCAACAGUUCAAAUUCAGAUUCCCAAUUUCCGAUUCCGAAUCCAGUAACCGUUUCGCGACGCGACGCGCGAAUACAUAAAAUAAAUUAGAAAGAGAUAAAUAAGCCACAAACCAGAGCCGAGGCGAGCUAUCUCGAUCCUCAUAAAUCAAUCCGUCGAGUGUGCGUCUUCAGAUCCAACGAAAUUAGAGGCAAUUACCACUGAUAAGAAUGAUGAAAGCCACAGCGUGGUUUUGCCCGGUGUUAUUAACUUUACUGUGCGCCACAAGGCUCGUCUGCACGGCCCAAAGAGGCGGCGGCGGCGGCGGAGCAGGAGCCGCGGGAUCGGGACUGGGAUCGGGAGCAGAGGUCGUCGGAAGCGGCCGCACAAACGGAUAUCCUCUGGACUACGCCGAUGCACGGAGCACACAGGAUGACUUUCUGCUGGCCAAGAGGAACAAGCCAUCGCUGUCCAUUGUCAAUCCCCUGGAUGUUCUGCGCCAGCGGCUGCUGCUGGAAAUCGCACGGCGGCAAAUGAAGGAGAACUCCCGCCAGGUUGAACUGAACCGCGCCAUCCUGAAGAACGUGGGCAAGCGAGUCCUGCUGCGAGGAGCAGGAUCUGCCAGGGUGAGCAGGCGGUACCGCCAGCAGUGGCCAGUGGAGCGGGAUGGACCCGAGGAACUGCAGCUGGACCGACAACAGCUGCUGCCCUGGAAGCAUUUCCCCAGCCAACUGUGGAGCUACGGAUGGGCCCAGUCCCCGUCGUACUCGCCGUCGUCGUCACAGUUUGCGGAUUCCCUGCAAUCAUCAUCCACUCGACCGCAGUCCCAGGAAAAGGCGCAGGCACAGGGACAGGCACUCCCGGGUCAGAAGGCAGCCUUGCUCAGCUAUGCGAAGAAACCUCUGGACGUGGCCGGAAUGGGUCUAACCAGCCAUCGGGUCAACGGAAAUGAAGCCAACGAAACAAAUCAUGAACAGGGGAAUGGCUAUGGGAAUGGGAAUGGUUAUGGUAUUGAGAAUGAAACUGAAAAUGACGACGGCAAUGGGGCCAGUAAAAACCCGGCGAGGUAUGUGGAUGACGAUGAGGAGAACUACAGUGACGUGGGACCGGAGGGAGUGGGAGUGGGACUGGGCGAGGGUGUGGGACUGGGACUGGGUAUGGGUCUGGGUCUGGAGCGGUUCGAAGUGUUCGCGGACAAGCCCAACUGGGGAAACGAGGAGCUGGUGGCCUCCGGCGGUGCUGGCGCUGGCGGCGGAGUUCGAGGUGCGGCCAAUGCAAAUGACCGAAUGCCCUGGUCCUUCCCCUACCGCUUUCACCAAAGUCAGCAUAAUGUUAAUUAAGUAAGUGGGGAUUGAGAUGCAAGCGAAUAGAUAACGAUAAACAUACUGAUACAGAUACAGAUACUGAUACAGAUACAUGUAAUACCGAUACGGAUACGGAUACGGACAGGGGCACCCAACUUCUUGGUAGUGCUGGACGGUUAUUAAUGCAAAUCGACGGUUCCUAAUGGCUGGCUACAAGGCAGGCAUGUUGUGUGUGCACAUACUCCUUGACGACAAAGACAAACUUACUCCCACGUUGCUAGAUGUAUUCGCAUUCGAACUCUAUAUUUUAUCGAAAAUAACCAACGGUGUAUGUAACGAUUUAUGCUACCUCUCUCGCAGAUACUGUUGAAAAUAAAGCCCUCCCCCAAUUAAUGUCGAACAUACUCUACUAGAACACCUUUUGCUAGUACACCGCGUCCACAGCGAGCAAAACUCCAAGGAUUAUAAACGUAAUGCAUGCGUAAUUGAUAGUGAUCUAUGUGUAAUUUUAAUAGUUACUUUUAAACGAUUAACGUUAAUUAAUCAGUCGCAUGCAAUAUUGACCUGACGAAUGGGAUUUCCAGUGUUUUUAUUAAUGGCAUUUGCCAGCCACCAAGUACUACUAAAAAACUAAUUGUGGUUUACACUCUCCGCGGGCGGAAAUCGGUUUUUGUGUUAGCUCUGCUUCAACUUGUGUAAAAAUGCUCAAAUAGAAUAGACAUAGUGCAGACUAACUAUCCACUAUUUACACCUCUGUUUCCGUUGAAGCUGCAUGUGGUCACUAUUGCGUUUGCGUUGUUGAAGGGUUCGAGUUUUAAGAUACUAAGAGACACAUGGUUCCAAAUCAUACGAAUUACAAUUACGAUUUUAAAGUAGAUCCACAUCAGCCCUGUUGCCCAAGCAAGUACUUCGAUACAUGAACACGCCACGUGUUGUGUGGAUUAACAAGGAAUUUACCAAGCAACUUACUAAAACCCUUAAACGUUACGUUCUGUACAUUAAUACAUUUAAUACGAGUUAAUUUCCCUGUGUGUGUGUAAAUAAAGGUCCUUUUUCAGAAAAGCUAAACUAACGAAAUUCCAAAAAAAUCAAGAAUCAAACGAAUUAUAUAUUAUACAAAUUAUAUGUAUGUACGGAUAUACUUAUUAAAAAAGAGAAAAUAAAAUCAUGAGGCAUUGACAUGACA
Drosophila biarmipes is the source of this 2519-nucleotide messenger RNA. RefSeq lists its product as uncharacterized. Gene Ontology annotation, cellular component: extracellular region. Bases 260 to 1369 code for a protein of 369 amino acids. NCBI's taxonomy places the organism in Eukaryota, Metazoa, Arthropoda, Insecta, Diptera, Drosophilidae. The record is from RefSeq and is a predicted model, not a curated record. The transcript is spliced from 4 exons. Gene Ontology annotation, molecular function: hormone activity.